CGGAGGCAGAAGUUAACUUCCACCUGCCCUGAAGUCGCCGCUGCGCCGGCAGCAGGAGGCGGAGGCGGAGGCGGAGGCAGGCGGGGCAGCCGAGGACCCGGCUCUGGCAGGCUCCGAGGGUCCGGCCGAGUGUAAUUCCCCCCUAAUCCCCGCCACGGCGGCGCUUCCCUGGCCGAGCCAUGUCUGCGGCUUCCCCGCCAUGCCGAGCCUAGCGGGGAGCGGGAGGACUGGCGGCCGGGAGGCGCACAAAAUGAAGACCCUGAUGCGCCACGGGCUGGCCGUCUGCCUGGCGCUCACCACCAUGUGCACCAGCUUGUUGCUCAUGUACGGCGGCAUCGGCAUCGGCGGGGGCCACCCGGAGCCGCGGCGGCGGCAGCAGCAGGUGGCGGCGGUGCCCAGCCGCCCGCCCGAACGCGGCCAGCGCCACCCGGCUCUGCCCGUCGGGGCCGGCCUCCUGGAGGGCUACAUCAGCGUCCUGGAGCACAAGCCGCUGAGGAUGCACUGCAGGAGCUGCGCGCUGGUCACCAGCUCGGGGCAGCUCCUGGGGAGCCGGCAGGGCCGCAGGAUCGACGAGAGCGAGUGCGUGAUCCGCAUGAACGACGCGCCCACGCGCGGCUACGGCAACGACGUGGGCAACAAAACCAGCCUGCGCGUCAUCGCGCACUCCAGCAUCCAGAGGAUCCUCCGCAACCGCAACGAACUCUUGAACAUGAGCCACGGCGCCGUGUUCAUCUUCUGGGGCCCCAGCAGCUACAUGAGGAGAGAUGGCAAAGGCCUGGUGUACAACAACCUGCAGCUGAUGAACCAGAUACUGCCUCAGUUAAAGGUGUACAUGAUUUCUCGCCACAAGAUGCUUCAGUUUGAUGACCUUUUCAAACGGGAGACUGGGAAAGACAGGAAGAUAUCCAACACUUGGCUUAGCACGGGCUGGUUCACAAUGACUAUCGCAUUAGAGCUCUGCGACAGGAUAAAUGUUUAUGGCAUGGUGCCACCGGAUUUCUGCAGGGAUCCUAAUCAUCUUUCAGUACCUUAUCACUACUACGAGCCUCUGGGGCCAGACGAGUGCACAAUGUACAUUUCCCACGAGCGGGGCCGCAAGGGCAGCCACCACCGCUUCCUCACGGAGAAGCGCGUCUUCGAGAACUGGGCUCGGACAUUCAACAUCCGCUUCUUCCAGCCCGACUGGGAGCCACAGCCGCUGCCUGGAGCCCAGCCCGAGGCCAGCCCGCUGGCCUGAGCACGGACACAUGGACACACAGACCCAGCCCGCUGGCCUGAGCACGGACACACGGACACACAGACCCAGCCCGCUGGCCUGAGGCACGGACACAGACCCAGCCCGCUGGCCUGAGCACGGACACACGGACACAUGGACACACAGACCCAGCCCGCUGGCCUGAGCACGGACACACGGACACAUGGACACACAGACCCAGCCCGCUGGCCUGAGCACGGACACAGACCCAGCCCGCUGGCCUGAGCACGGACACACGGACACACAGACCCAGCCCGCUGGCCUGAGCACGGACACACGGACACACAGACCCAGCCCGCUGGCCUGAGCACGGACACACGGACACACGGACCCAGCCCGCUGGCCUGAGGCACGGACACACGGACACACAGACCCAGCCAUGGCACCUCCCACAGGAGCCUCUGGGCUGUGGGCCAGCACGGCAGCCUGGAGGAGAAGGGUCCCAGGGUGUGCAGCGGGCACGGGCAGGACCAGCAGGCAGGAAUGGCAUGGAGGAGCAGCACACACCCCCAGUACUUGCUGUUGAACUGUAUGAACCCAGUCUGUCAUCUUUUGGGGCCAUCUGACGUCCUGUGUGUGUUUGUGAUUCAUGAAACACAAUCUGAGUGUCAUUAAGGUACCUUUAACUCAUUAUGGCUUUUUUAAGUACAAUGCCACUGAAUUUUCAUAGUGAAAACUUUCCGUAUUUAUUUAAUGGACGUUUUUAUGCAACCUAGGCCAGUAUUUUUCUAAUUCACAGUUAUGUGGUUAUCUUUCAUAAUCUUUUAAAUCCAAAAUUAAUAUUGCUGAUGGUUUGAAAGGCCUAGCUUUUUAUUUAUAAAACUUGUUUGAAAUAUAUAAUUCGAUAUGGCAUGUAAUUAAUAUUUGAUCAAGAAAUGUUGGAUUUCUUCUAAGAAUUUUGGGCUCCAUUCCAGCCUAAAGCCUUUAACAGCAAGAGUGGUCCCAUGCGCAGAUCCAGCUCACUUUACAUUCUAACAUCUUAUGUUAAUAGGAAAAUUAUAGUGAAAAUUCUGUUUGAUAUUAAUGUGCAUUUGCUGCUGUGCUGUCGAGCUGCUGUUUUUUAAAUAGGGGUGGGAGGAAGGAGGGCAAACAAAAUUUAUCCACAAAAAGCCAAACCCCCCCACUGGCCAUGGCAGCAGCUUCUCAGUGAAGACAAGCUAAGGCUGGAGGAGUUGUGUUCUGUUUUGCCUCUUGUACUCCUGCAAGAGGCUGCCAGCAACCCCCCUGGGGCAACUGACUACGAACCAGGCCACAGCUGCUCAGCACAAUGUCAUCAAAUUUCUGGAAUGAAGAAGGUAAACUACCAGUACUACAAUACCAGUCAUGGUAGCCAAAGAGAUCACAGCGCUGCACCUGCAAAAAUCUCUGCUUUCCACUGUCCCAAGAUCAUCACUGAUCUCGGAGAUUCUGGAUCACACUCAAGCUGGGAUGAGAAAAGUGUUCCAUGAGUACAAAAUUGUCCUCCUGAGAGGAGCAAAGUUAAACUCUGCUUUUUUUUCCAUGAAGUCCCUGUAUGUGGCGAGUCCCUGCAAGACAAAGGGGAAGGACAAUGCUCAUGCUGUGUAUGGAACCUCACAGGGGGAAUUACUGGGUUACAUGUGGCUUGUGAAUAAAGAAGAUUUCAGUUA
Melospiza georgiana is the source of this 2883-nucleotide messenger RNA. RefSeq names its product ST6 N-acetylgalactosaminide alpha-2,6-sialyltransferase 5 (gene ST6GALNAC5). Gene Ontology annotation, biological process: ganglioside biosynthetic process; oligosaccharide metabolic process. The transcript has 5 exons. Bases 200 to 1237 code for a protein of 345 amino acids. Gene Ontology annotation, molecular function: alpha-N-acetylgalactosaminide alpha-2,6-sialyltransferase activity. NCBI's taxonomy places the organism in Eukaryota, Metazoa, Chordata, Aves, Passeriformes, Passerellidae. The record is from RefSeq and is a predicted model, not a curated record.